This is a messenger RNA of Williopsis jadinii, 3027 nucleotides long. It is a transcript of the gene SPT5, whose product is annotated as transcription elongation factor SPT5. Gene Ontology annotation, biological process: transcription elongation-coupled chromatin remodeling; translation; regulation of DNA-templated transcription elongation. The record is from RefSeq and is a predicted model, not a curated record. The transcript has a single exon. Gene Ontology annotation, cellular component: ribosome; DSIF complex. The coding region runs from base 23 to 2950 and encodes 975 amino acids. Gene Ontology annotation, molecular function: mRNA binding; structural constituent of ribosome. NCBI's taxonomy places the organism in Eukaryota, Fungi, Ascomycota, Saccharomycetes, Phaffomycetales, Wickerhamomycetaceae.
ACAGCAGCAGGAACAAAUCACAAUGAGCGAGGAGCUUGAAUAUGAACAUGAUCAGGCCAACGAGGAUCUCCAAAACCUGGAGAGCGCCACUGUGGAUGAUCAGGAUGACGCUGAAGACCAGGGGAAGGAUGUGAUUAGCGAUGAAGACGGUGUCUUUGAACAAGACGAGGACGAAGACAUCAACAAGGAUAAUCAAGAUGACGAAAGAGAUGAAAUCAACAACAACAACGACGACAAUGACGACGACGAUGAUGAAGAUGAAGACGAAGACGAAGAAGACGAGGAGGAGGAUAAGGUUAGAUCUCGUAAGAGAUCCCGUCGUGAUAGAAACCAGUUCUUGGAUGUGGAGGCUGAGGUUUCAGAUGAUGAUGAUGAUGAGGAAGAGGACGAGGAUGACCUCACAAAGGAAGGUUUCAUCGCUGCAGAUCACGAACAUGAUAACGAACCCCAAUCGAGAGAUGACAGAUUGCACAGACAAAUUGAUCGUUCCCGUGAAAAGAACACCGAAGAGGAUGCUCAGAGAUUGGCGGAAGAGUUCAAGGAAAGAUACGGAAGAACCAAAUACAGAGGCGACAACUCUGGUCAAGUGUCGCAAAGAUUUUUGUUGCCAUCCAUUGAAGAUCCUAGUAUCUGGGCUGUGAGAUGUAGACCUGGUCAAGAACGUGAUAUCGUUAAGAAACUGUUAAAGAAGAAGCUAACGUUGGAGGGGAAACCAAACGCACUGAAGAUUCUCUCUGUAUUCCAAAGAGAUAACUUCACAGGAUAUAUCUAUAUCGAGGCAGAGAAGCUUGCUGCUGUAGAUGUCGCUAUCAGAGGUGUCCCUGAUAUCUACGCAAACAACAAAGUGCUUGUUCCUGUCGAAGAGUUUCCAGAUUUGUUAAGACCAAGCAAAUCAACAGAAAUCAAAUUGACACCAGGCUCAUAUGUCAGAAUCAAAAGAGGUAAGUAUAAAGGUGAUUUGGCCAUGGUUGAUGCGAUUGAGGAGAAUGGCUUGGAAGUCACACUUCAAAUUGUUCCAAGAAUCGACUACAAAGGUUCAGAAGUUGAUGAAAAUGGUAAGCGUAAAAGGGCAACUUCAAAGUUCAGACCACCACAGAGACUGUUUAGUAAGAAAGAUGCAUUGGAAUUCGAUCCCCAAGGUUUAAUUGCUAGAUCGAGCAAUAACUUCAAUUUCAGAGGAGAGGAGUACAUUGAUGGUUUCUUGUUCAAAUUGUUUAAGUUACAACAUUUGGAGACUCAGAAUGUACAACCAUCUCUUGAAGAAGUUUCAAAAUUCAAUACUGGUGACUCUGAAGAUUUAGAUUUGACAUCAAUUGCACAGUCUUUGAAACAGUCCAAUGCAAUUGUGUUCAACAGUGGUGAUAGGGUACAGGUUCUCACAGGUGAACAGCAAGGCCUUCAGGGUGAUGUCGUUUCUGCGAACAAUGAUAUUGCCACUGUGAAGCCACAAGGUAUGACAGGAACAGUAUUGGAAUUCCCAUUGGGUAACUUGAGAAAGAUCUUUGCAGAGGGUGAUCAUGUCAGUGUUCUUAAAGGUAAACAUGCUGGUCAUACAGGUAUUGUUGUCUCCAUCAACGAAGACCAGGUGACAUUUAUCUCCGAUCAAUCACAUAAGGAUGUUACCGUUUUCGCCAACCACUUGACAAAAUCUGAUGAUUCUUCCACCCUUGUGGAUGGAAAAUAUGGCCUCCACGAUCUGGUUCAGAUCAACGCAUCGACAGUUGGUACCAUCAUCAGAGCAGACAAGGAUGUAUUCACUGUAUUAGCCCAAGAUGGUCGAGUGAUGUCGCUUCCACCAACUUCGAUCACAUCCAAGGUUCAGAUUUCAAGAGCGAACCAGUUUGCAACAGACUCCAAUGGUGAAUCCAUCAAAGUUGACGACGUUGUCAGAGAAAAUUCUGGAUUCAAAAGACAAGGUGUUGUUUUGCACAUUUACAGAUCGUAUGUUUUUGUUUACUCAAAGGAAACUGCAGAGAACUCCGGUGUUUUCGUUACAGAUAACAUGAGUGUGUCCAAUGUUGCCUCCAAGAUAAACAUCACAGAGAAAAAGCAAACUAUUGACUUGACUAAGAUGAAUCCAAAAUUCAGAACAGGUGGACAAAUGGCUCCACCACGUUUACCAGUUGCAAGACAAACUGGUCGUGACCGUUGCUUAAACCAAAAUGUUUCUGUCAGACUUGGAGAGUACAAGGGUUAUCGUGGUAUUGUCAAAGAUACCAAUGAUGACAUUGCCAGAGUUGAGCUACAUACAAAGAACAAGAUCUUGUCCAUUUCGAAACACAAAUUGGCAUUCGUGGAUAAAAGUGGGAGACUUGUUCCAUACGAAGAAUUCAUCAAUGAGAGACCAAGAUUCAACGCUGCUGCACCAAGCUUUUCCAGUGCAUCUGGGCCAUCUCAUUCGUCACAAGGAUCAGUUUCAAAUGGUGGUAAGACGCCAGCUUGGGGAUCUGGAACUGCUGGUGGUAGCACUUCAUACGGUGGAUCUGGAACUGCCUGGGGUGGAUCUGGUACAUCUUGGGGUGGUUCUGGUACUGCUUGGGGUGGAUCUGGAGCUGCCACUGGAAGUGGAACUGCCUGGGGUGGAAGAAACUCAUCAUGGGGUAACAGUGCCAGUGGAGGUAACUCAAGUUCAUGGGGAAAUUCGAACCGUGGUAGCGGUGCAUCUGCUUCUGGCCGUCCUGGGAGUGGAAGUUCAUGGGGAGCUACAGGUGGUCAGAGUGCAUGGGGAGGAAAUGGUGGUCAUUCUUCAUGGGGUGGAAGAUCCUCUUAUGGGCAGAGUAGUACAUGGAGUGCCUCUACACCGGGAGCUUAUAAGGUAGCACAGACCCCAGGUGCUUAUGAAACACCUUACGAAUCUGCACAAACACCAUAUGAAGGUGCCCCAACUCCUGGCUAUGGACAAACAGCACAGACGCCCGGUGCAUACCAUGAUGACGAUGAUGAGGAGUGAUGGUCAUUUUCCAAACUAUCUGAAUCUUGAAGGGCAGAAGAAGACAGUAAAAAUAGUACAAUGUAAUUUAUUAUCUG